AUGAAAAGUGAUAUUGGCAUUACCUCAAGCUUUAUAGCUGAACUAUGGGCGUUGAGGGACGGUCUUAUGCUGUGUGUUGAUAGAAACUUCCCUGCUGUUGUGGUUGAAAUGGAUGCCAAAGUUAUUAUUGAAGUUUUGAAUAACCCCAACAACACUAAUUUAAUUAUCUCCUCCAUUGUGGAUGACUGCAGGAAGCUGGCUUCCAGAAUUCCCAGGAUUCAGUUUGAGCAUUGUUAUAGAGAAACUAAUAGGAGUGCAGACAUGCUAGCAAGGAUGGGCGCUAAUCAGUCCUCUUCUUUUAGUUUUCAUUCUAGUCCCCCAGAGGAUGUAAAACCUCUGUUAGAAUUUGACAUUUCUGAGUUGUAUUUAAACAGGCGCUAUCCUGUUCCCCUUGUAAAUUUCUAG
Messenger RNA from Quercus lobata, 405 nucleotides. RefSeq lists its product as uncharacterized. Bases 1 to 405 code for a protein of 134 amino acids. Gene Ontology annotation, molecular function: nucleic acid binding; RNA-DNA hybrid ribonuclease activity. The record is from RefSeq and is a predicted model, not a curated record. The transcript has a single exon. NCBI's taxonomy places the organism in Eukaryota, Viridiplantae, Streptophyta, Magnoliopsida, Fagales, Fagaceae.